Molecule: messenger RNA, 381 nt
Organism: Meyerozyma guilliermondii ATCC 6260
Lineage: Eukaryota; Fungi; Ascomycota; Pichiomycetes; Serinales; Debaryomycetaceae
Exons: 1
Coding region: 1-381 (126 amino acids)
Cellular component (GO): membrane; endomembrane system
Source: RefSeq, a predicted model, not a curated record
AUGGAGCCUCAGGAAGAUAUCAUUCAGUACAACGAAAACGUCAAAGACGAGGACCUUGAAAUAUUCACACGGUCGCAGCUUUCACUUUAUAAUGGAAAAUCAAAGCCAUUGGUUUACGUAGGGAUCCGUGGUUACGUGUUUGAUGUCACCCCCAACAUUUCCAGUUAUGGACCAGGCAAAAGUUACAACGUGUUUGUAGGCAAAGACGCCACCAGAUUGCUUGGGCUCAACAAACUCAAAUUCACGGGAGAUAUCACUGAUAGCAACACGUGGAGCACCGAAGGGUUGACUGAGAAGCAGCUCGAAGCGGUGGACAAAUGGAUGGACUAUUUUAAAAAGAGGUACAAGAUAGUCGGUUUGAUAGUUGCCCACGAGAACUAG